This is a messenger RNA of Heterotrigona itama, 2122 nucleotides long. NCBI's taxonomy places the organism in Eukaryota, Metazoa, Arthropoda, Insecta, Hymenoptera, Apidae. The record is from the annotation of a GenBank genome assembly.
AUUCCUCGCCGUGUUGGUGCUCGUCAAUGGUACAAUAUUACCGUCAAACAUGUUGCUGGACCUAGGCAGGCGUACGAACAUCUCAAUGGAGAAAUACAGUCAAGCGGAACAAGCGAUCCUGAACUCGCGGACGCAUUUGAAUCACGGUUCUCCCUCGUGGUUCCUCGGUGCGUCACACGAGAUGACCGAGCACGCUCAAAAUUUGUCGAGGAAGGCUCUGCGGAUAGAAACGAUGGCCGUGAUGUUGGUGGAGGCGUUGAACAUGUCGUCGAAGGAAGCGUCCUCGGUGUUACCCUCGGUAGCUGCUAUCAGCUGUCCGGACUCGCCUACAUUUUUACAAGUGAUGAACAGCUGCAAGAACCUGAGUCCCCGCUACAGAACGCACACCGGGAAAUGCAAUAACGGCUUGCAUCCGACCUGGGGUGCAGCUAUGGAGGCUUACGUACGAUUCCUACCGUCCGACUACGUGGAUGGUGUCUCUCUGCCGCGUACAGAUUUACCAAGCGCCAGGCAAGUCUCGUUGAGAGUGCAUUCCGGCGGAUCGGAUGUUAAGCAUCCUUACUUAAUGGCGCUCACCGCGCUAUUCGGCCAAUUCCUCGUCCACGAUCUCGCGCACACGCCAAAGAUGGAACUACCCGACGGAGGGAAAUUAAAAUGCUGCGACGUCGACUACGAACACUUUCAUCCGGAAUGUUUCCCAAUCCGAGCUGACAACCCCGUCGGUUGCAUGGAAUAUUCUAGGUCGGCGCCGCAUCCUGGAAAUUCGCUGCAGGGAUGCAAAUUGGGUCCUCGGCAGCAGAUCAACCAAGCGUCCUCGUACUUGGACCUCUCUCCUGUUUAUGGGAGUUCGGAAGACGUAGCGAGAGCUCUGCGAUCCGGCAACGGCGGUUUACUUAAUACGCAGAGGAAGAACUUGCCCAUGCCUUCGCCCAACUACGAAAGUUGCAGAAGCGCGAACAGAGCUUUCCCGUGUUUUCUUAGCGGAGAUUCGCGGGUAAACGAGAACCCCGGUCUCACUCUAAUGCACGUACUUUUUCUACGUGAACAUAACCGAGUCGCCACAGUGCUGGGGCAACUGAAUCCUCACUGGAACGACGAGAGACUCUACCAAGAAGCAAGAAGGAUCGUUAUCGCGGAAAUGGAGCAUAUAACUUACAACGAGUUUCUACCCGUUGUUCUUGGAGAAACAACUCUCGACAGGUACCAGUUACGCUUAACGCAUCGGGGAUACUUUCGAGGCUACGAUCCUCGAACGGAUGCGACACUUUCGAACGCUGCCGCGUCUGCUGGACUCUUCUUCAUUGCCACGCUGACCCCAAAAACCCUCGACCUAGUUGACUCGCGAUCGGCGUUAAAGUCUGGAGAAAGGUUCUUACUAUCGGCCUUCUAUGCCCCGCAAGAGUUUUAUGAAGCCGGUGCUAUUGAUCGUCUGAUCGUCGGCGCUACAGCGGGACAUUCUAGGAAGCCAUUGCCGCCGGGAUUGAAUGAAAUCCUUUUGGAACGAUAUUUCCAUGAUGGGAAAAGCAACGAUAUUGCCGUGGAUUACGCUGCACAAAUCAUACAGCAAGGAAGGGAUCAUGGUUUACCACCUUAUGUCAAAUGGCGAUCAUUUUGCAAUUUAUCGUACGUCAGCAGUUUUGAAGACUUUAGAGGAGCAAUGUCCAAAGAUACUAUAGAAAAACUUCGAAAAGUUUAUAAAAACGUGGGAGAUAUAGAUUUAGUAACAGGACUACUCUCUGAAGCACCCCUACCCGACUCAGUCUUAGGACCAACAUUCCUUUGUUUAUUGGGCCGCACUUUUCGGAAUAUUCGUAUUGGUGAUAGAUAUUGGUAUGAGAAUAUGAACACUCCAGGAUCGUUUACUUUAAAUCAAUUAGAAGAAAUCCGAAAAAUCACAAUGACACAAAUAUUGUGCUACAAUGGUGAGAGAUUGCAUUGGGUGCAACCUAAAGCAUUUCUUCUAAAAGAUCGUUUUUUGUAAGUUUAUUGUUAAUAUAUAAUUAUUUUUCUCGGGCGAAAGAAAUAAUGAAUAAUUUAUAUUUUUAGAAACGAAGUGAUAAACUGUACAAUACACACAAGCGGAUCACCAAAUCUUUCAUUUUGGAAAGAAAGGAGCGAUUCA